Osmerus eperlanus (European smelt) is the source of this 750-nucleotide messenger RNA. RefSeq lists its product as uncharacterized. Lineage: Eukaryota; Metazoa; Chordata; Actinopteri; Osmeriformes; Osmeridae. The coding region runs from base 73 to 750 and encodes 225 amino acids. The transcript is spliced from 5 exons. Gene Ontology annotation, biological process: DNA integration. The record is from RefSeq and is a predicted model, not a curated record. Gene Ontology annotation, molecular function: nucleic acid binding.
ACAAGUUGUAGUUGUUGUAGUUAGCCUAGAGCUACCACUAAUAUAUUUUGUCAUGCUAACAGGUUAGAGAUCAUGGCGACGAGCGUUCGCUGGAGCAGAGGGCGACUGCUUCAAUCUGAAGUGGUUGAUGAAAUGCUUUUGCUCAUUAGCGAGUUAAUUCGGGAAGCCAACGAUCAGCAACAACAACCUGUUGCUCCUGGUUUCACCGUACCUCGAAUGGGAGGACAGACUGGAGGAAGGCCGGUUUACCAAAUCGCCCAAGAGCAGUUGCAGAUGUUGUUGUCCUUUAACUUCUCUGCUAAACAGAUUGCGGAGAUCUUGGGUGUCUCAAGAAGAACAGUGAACCGACGGUUACGGUGCUGCUAUUCGGAGUAUGUCCCCCAGCCUUCGGAGGAGAACAUAUCGAGUGGUUCAAUUUCGCUGUGGCAUCUUGAUGGCAACCACAAGCUCAGUAAGUGGAGGAUUGUAAUCCAUGGAGGAAUCGAUGGGUUCAGCCGACUGGUGGUUUUCCUGAAGGCUUCUAACAACAACAGAAGUGACAUUGUAAUGGACCUGUUUUCAGAAGCAGUCGCCCAGUUUGGUGUCCCAUCCAGAGUCAGAUGUGACUAUGGAGGGAAAAACAACGCCAUUUGUCUCUUCAUGGAUGUCUUCCGAGGAUCAACCCGAGGGAGCACUCAUAAUCAACGUAUUGAAAGACUGUGGGGCGAUGUCUGGAGAGGCGUGACCAAAAAAACGCAAGGUCCUACGUAG